Molecule: messenger RNA, 2523 nt
Organism: Oryzias melastigma (Indian medaka)
Lineage: Eukaryota; Metazoa; Chordata; Actinopteri; Beloniformes; Adrianichthyidae
Exons: 5
Coding region: 680-1276 (198 amino acids)
Molecular function (GO): protein binding
Source: RefSeq, a predicted model, not a curated record
GUCCAAGAUAAGAAUACAUUUUUUUUAAAAAACUGCUUUGCAGCAGCUUCAAUUGAUCUGUUUAAAACUGGAGAUGUUGCAGUCAGUCUGACCAGCAGGGGGCAGCACUCACAGAAGUAGGACAAUAGUGGGUUUCAGGGUUUCUCAGAAGUCUUGCUGCUUUAAUCUGUGUUAAUCUAGUUUAAUCUGAUUCAUUAGGAAAUGUUACAUAAACCUGAUCUGACGACGACCCUAAAAGCAUUGUGCGGCUCACCUCAACUCACCUGUGAGAAAGACUUCACCACUACUGAGCAUGUGCAAAAAUAUAUCUGAGGCCACGAGAAAUGCUCCCUCAUCACUUUUUAGUAAUUAUCAUUUUUCUGCAGAGUAAAGCUGCUGUCCACUAGUAUACGUGCACAAACUCACGCACAUUUAUGCAUUUGUGCACGUAGUGCUGUUCGUCAAAUUGGCUUUAUAUUAAAAAAUGAAUCUUUCAGGAUUUACAUCCACUUCACUGGAUUUUUGGAAACAAAAAAUCCAUUUCUGUUUUGAUUCUGCAGUUUUAGACCACAAUGUUGUAAGGACUGAGUCAUCACAUCUACUUUUGCUCUGUCAGACCUACACGCGUGCGUGUCUGUGCGCGCGUAGGAUUAUCCCUGCAGGUAUUUAAACUCACCGUCCCUCUAAGAGAAAGCCCAUCAUGCAGCAGAUCUACAGACAGAGAGACGAACAGCUGGAGGUCUACACCACCGUCUUCUCUCCACGAGUCUGCAAGAACAGGAAAGGACAUGUGGAUACUCAGAAGUGGCAGGUGGUGGAGGUCCAGAUGGAGUACCGCUCUCGGUGGCCAAAGGAGCUGGACCUGAAUCCGGGAGACCUGAUCCAGGUUCUGUUUAAAGAGGAUGAGACCUGGUGGUUCGGACGGCUGGUGAAUGGAGACGAGGGUUACUUCCCAGUCGCCUGUGUAGAGCUGCUGCAGGACAGAGACUCAUCCAAGACUACACCCUCUCUCCUUAGGAGGGGCUCAGUACCAGCCAUUGUGGAGACAACUCGGCCCCCCUGUGGCUGCACCAGCGGUCACAACACUCCAAAGCUGCUGAGGAAGAACAGUAUCCAGCGGCAGCUCCAGCUCAGCAGGACCCCCACAAAGGCUGAACCCGGAGCAUCAACGACCCCCCAGCGAUCACACAGCCUCCUCCACCGAGUCCUCUCCAAGUCCAGGAGGAAGAGCUGUCCACACAUACCUCACUCCCACAUGGACACCAGCUCUGACAAUGACGGCUUCCAGCCAGAUUAGAGUGGAUUUGAGAACUUGUCCCAGGCCACAGAAACCAAGUUCAGCUUUAAGUUUUUUUUUCAUUUUUCAUUGACCUGGAAUCCUGAAAAAAAACAAAAGUGUUAACUGAGAUUCCACAAUCAAUCUCAGCAUUGAAGAUCCAGGUUUCAUUUAAGCUUCUAGAGAACACUCAGGACCUGAAGUUUCAGUAAAGAUCCUCAAUAUCUGUCAUAUCAUGCUGACUCUCAAUACAAUGACAAUGUGAACUGUUUCUGGAUGCUCCUCAAACUGAUCUGCGAUGAUCUUGGAGUUUAAUCAGACAUUUUGAAUGUGGCACUUUAUAUUUCCUUAGAAACUCGUAAAGAAUCAGGUACAAAAAAUUAUAGUGACGGUUAUCAUAAUUUUUUUUUUUUUUGACAAAUAAAUACAUAAAAUCGAUAUUUUUCUUUCAAUAAAUAAAGAGCUUAAGUCUUCUUCACAUGCACCUGCAAGGGGGCUGCAAGUUUUUGGGCGUAUAGAAGGUCAUAGAGGGGAGCGGCCCCAUCUUAUUGGUAGAGCAGGUUCGUGUUGUAGGUCUCUCUUGGUUUGUAAUACCACCUUAAGGACGUCAGGAAAACCUGUUUCUCUCACCAGUUUGUUAUUUAUUGUACUUGUCUGCUAAAAAACUUUUUUUCACCUACAUUGAACAGUUUUGAGAUAAAAAUAAAAUAUAAAAGUUGUUACGGCCCUGAUGUAUCCGGCACUCUUUGUGUAUGGUUUGUCUGGUUGUGUGCUUGAGUUGGAAUGAAUGAGUUGGUGUGCAUGUGAGUUUUCUUUCUUUAGGUCUCUGAGCUGAGAGCUGCAGCUCUGCAGAGUGUGGACCCGCCCAUCUACAUCUACACCUGGACCUCAUCAUGCAAUCAGCUGAGGACCCGUGACUGAGGAUCCACACUUGGAUAAAAGAGCUGACUUCUCCUCCAACAUUGGCAGCUUUUGUAACACCCUUUCUGGUGGUCAGCUUGCCCAUGGUGAAACUCCAACUUUAAGUUCCAGUCCUCUUUCUUGUGGACUUUGGUGUGGAGCUUAUUGUUGAGAGCCUGUGUCAGAAACUGGUCAAAGUUUGUGUGUGUGUAAGCAUACUUUAUAGACCUGGUGGGUCUCAGUCUGACUCUCACGUGGAGAGAAUUUGUGUUCCUGUUUUGUAUAGAUUUAACCCUUGUUUUCUUUUGUUGAAAUUCUAUUUAUGUUAAAUUUGCAGCUAACAGCAAAUUAAAAGCUGCACACCACUA